AGGGCGUGUCCCCGGCCCCGGCCAGUCCUCCAGGCGUCCUCCGGGCUCUCCGGAAACGCUGUGGCCUGCAGGCUCGGCAUGAGGCCUGGCGCGGCGUGCAGAGCCCUGCUGGGCUGCCUCUGCUUGGCCCUUUAUUGUCUGAGCGCUGCUUUUAAGUUCUCGAGUGACACCCAUGAGUGGAAAAAACUAAUCAUGGUUCAACACUGGCCUGAGACAGUAUGUGAGGAAAUUAAAAAUGACUGUAGAGACCCUCCAAAUUACUGGACAAUUCAUGGAUUAUGGCCCGAUAAAAGCGAAGAAUGUAAUCGAUCGUGGCCCUUCAAUUUAGAGGAGAUUAAGGAUCUUUUGCCAGAAAUGAAGGCGUACUGGCCUGAUGUAAUCCAUCAGUCUCCUAAUCGCAGCCAUUUCUGGAAGCAUGAAUGGGAGAAGCAUGGGACCUGUGCUGCCCAGGUGGACGUCCUCAACUCCCAGAAGAAGUACUUUGGCAGAAGUCUGGCUUUGUACCAAGAGCUGGACCUGAACGGUGUGCUCCUGAAGCUGAGGAUAAAGCCAUCCAUCAAUUACUACCACGUUAGAGACUUUGAAGACGCCCUUACCAGAGUAUACGGAGUGAUACCCAAAAUCCAGUGCCUCCCGCCAAGACAGGGUGAGGACGCACAGACAAUAGGUCAGAUCGAGUUUUGCCUGACCAAGGAGGACCAGCAGCUGCGCAACUGCUCUGAGCCAGGGGGGCUGCUGCACCACACACAGGAGGCCUGGCUGGCCAGGGCUGCUGAGAGCCGGGGGCUGAGGGUCUGUGAAGAUGGCCCAGUCUUUUACCCCCCACCUAAAAAGAGCAAGCGCUGAUGCCCAUAUAAAAAAUAAUUAUGUUUUAAAGCACAAGAGACAUUCACAAACCACUGCUUUCUGAACACUCCAAAAUGAAGCCUCUUGUUUCUAAUUCUUUCAUAAAUAGCAAGCCUUUUGUUGGUUUGCUUUUUUUUUCCUUUAAUACUUGUGAAUCGAUUUUUGUUCCUGUAGAAAUGGGCCGGAUGUGGAGCUGGUGGAGAGAAAGGGGCCUCCCACGCCUGAGGCUGCUUUGUGUGUGUGAUGGAGCGGUCAUUGUUGAGCCCCUCAGCAUCUUAGAAGAUCACACAGGGGCCUCAGCGUCCGGGGGCAGGGUGCGGGCUGAGGGGACUGUCCUACCUGAGUGUUCCUCCCAGAGCCUUUGCCCCCGUGUGAGGUCUCCCUGGGAGAGGGGCUUAGCUCACGUGGGAGCCCAGGCUGGUGCCCCAGUGCCCAGGGCUGCUCUAGCUCAGGGUUGGGUUCCACAUGGCCAGAGACCCCAGGACAGGGUCCUCUUGUCAGCAUCUCCCUUGAAGCAGGCGCAGGCACGUCCUUGGAGGAGGACAUGUUCUCCUGCUCCCAGGGGAUUGAGUCCCAGAGCAGCCACCCCGCUGCCCCAUCCAGUCAGUGAUGCCCUUCUGGGUCACUCUUGUUCUCUGUGAAAGACGCAGGUUGGUUUCUAUCAGGCCUGGCUUCUCAGAAUGCCGCCGGGUCAGCCUGCUAGUGAGUAUUUAGAAAUGGAAAUGUGGCCCCAAGUGCAACCUGCCACCUUCAGGUGGUGUGUUCUGGAACCCCAGAAGCCUGCUCCUCCUGGGCACAAUAGCACGGCUCUCCCACCAGUGACGCUGCCUCGGGCGGCGGGAUUUCACCCAGACAGGGAGUGGGUCUGGGCAGUGGGCACUCUCUGUGCCUUAUUAAAACUACCUUUUACCAUUGG
Molecule: messenger RNA, 1762 nt
Organism: Nycticebus coucang (slow loris)
Lineage: Eukaryota; Metazoa; Chordata; Mammalia; Primates; Lorisidae
Gene: RNASET2
Product: ribonuclease T2
Exons: 10
Coding region: 79-846 (255 amino acids)
Biological process (GO): RNA catabolic process
Cellular component (GO): extracellular region
Molecular function (GO): RNA binding; ribonuclease T2 activity
Source: RefSeq, a predicted model, not a curated record